Messenger RNA from Paramuricea clavata, 390 nucleotides. NCBI's taxonomy places the organism in Eukaryota, Metazoa, Cnidaria, Anthozoa, Malacalcyonacea, Plexauridae. The record is from the annotation of a GenBank genome assembly.
AUGGAACGUUUACCACGAGGAAUCGACUCUAUUUUAUUGGGAACAGUUUACCAUCCUCCUCAGAGCGAUGACCAUGUUCUUCGAAUGCAUAUCUUCAAAUGUUUGGAUUCUUUACUUGCCACCUAUCCUAAUUCUGCCAUCUCGGUCCUUGGUGAUUUCAAUCAAUUCAAACCAGGUAAUCUCUGCAACUCUUUUAGAUUGAAGAAACUGGUUACCAAGUCCACCAGGGAAAGUAAUAUCCUUGACCAAGCUUUUUCAACUCUGUCAUCUUACUACGAUGCCAUCAUCCUGCCUCCUAUUGGUCAAUCCGAUUAUUCCAGUAUUAAGCUUACUACAACCUAUUUUGACACAUGCUCCAAAUCUACCAACCACACGAUUGCAAAAGCGUGA